AUGCCGCGGAGUGCAUUUGGCAGAUGCUCCUGGCUAUUCGAUGCUGGUCUGGGCAUUGUGCAUCGCGACUUGAAAUUGGAGAAUUGGCUCUUUGAAAAGCAAGGAGGCGACGAUUUGAAACUCAUCGACUUUGGCUUAUCCAAGUUUUGGGAGCCCAGCAAGAAGAUGGAGAUGCGAGUGGGCACACUGGACUAUAUGGCACCGGAGGUCUUGCAUCGGAACUACACCUCCAAAUGCGACCUGUGGAGCCUCGGGGUGAUCACCUACACCCUGCUCGUGGGCAGCUUCCCCUUCGCUGGCCGUGAUGGCGACUCCGCCAUGCUCGCGCGGAUCGCCGCCGGCAGGUUCGCCAAAGAACGGGACGCCUGGCAGUCCUCCUCCGCUGUGGCGAAGGACUUUGUCGAGAAGCUGUUGACUGUGAACCACCUUCAGCGGCUCUCCGCCGAGCAGGCCCUGGCGCACGCCUGGAUUGCGUCGCGCGAAACCGUGGCCAAGAGCUAUGUGAGCAAGGAGAUUGUGGAUGCUCUUUGCUCCUUCUCCGAAUCUUCAGCCUUCCGACGUGCCUGUCUCUCAGUGAUGGCCAUGUCCCUCUCCAACGAGGACCGUCAGGAGGUGCAUAAGGCCUUCUUGGAGAUUGACCAGGAUCACAGUGGAACCAUCACCUUGUCUGAGCUCAAAAGUGUUCUUGAAGACAAGUUUCAUAUCAAAGAUGAUGCAGUAGCCAGGACCUUUCACAGCCUGCAGUCUCCCAUGUCCCGUCGUGAGGAGAUCCACUACAGCGACUUCCUCGCGGCCAUGAUGUCGACGCGCAUUGCCUUGCACGACGACUUGCUGCGGAGUGCCUUCCAACGCUUCGACGUGGACAAUGAGGGCUACGUCACGAAGAAGAAGCUGAGAAUGCUCCUGGGAGACUCCCUAAGCGAGGACGAGUUGGAUGAUGUGAUGAAUGAAGUGGAUGCAGACCACGAUGGCCGCAUUUCCAUGAACGAGUUCGUCGAAUACUUGCACCACCGUCGGAGCAACGAGAAACAUUUGGAGGCUGCCCACAAAGCCAUCGACCGUGAGCUGAAGCGGCCCUGCGGCAGGCGCGAUCCCUCCGCGCCGGUGAUCCCCGUGCGCGAGCGCCGCCGGAGCUCGGUGAUCGUGAAGAAGAACUCCUCCAGAUCAACUCUGGAGUCGGCGGCGAGCAAUGUCCUCACCAAGGUUGCAGAUGCGUGCCAGCCCUAUUGCUGUGAAGAGAUUGCAGCAUGGCUUUUGGAUGUGCGAUCCUACUUGGCACAUAGAUGA
Messenger RNA from Durusdinium trenchii, 1287 nucleotides. The record is from the annotation of a GenBank genome assembly. Lineage: Eukaryota; Dinophyceae; Suessiales; Symbiodiniaceae.